Molecule: messenger RNA, 1668 nt
Organism: Carassius carassius (crucian carp)
Lineage: Eukaryota; Metazoa; Chordata; Actinopteri; Cypriniformes; Cyprinidae
Product: NEDD4-binding protein 2-like 2
Exons: 6
Coding region: 127-1566 (479 amino acids)
Biological process (GO): negative regulation of transcription by RNA polymerase II
Cellular component (GO): nucleus
Molecular function (GO): transcription corepressor activity
Source: RefSeq, a predicted model, not a curated record
UACUUCCCUUUUGUGGUGUCCUGUGUCUAGGCUGUUGACUUCUCCCUUCGCUAUUAGAAGAUAUGAACAUGAUCAAAACAUUUGAUUAACCAGAACAUAGUGCUUACAAGUUUUAUCACGCGUCAGAUGCCAAAUGUCAAUGCCAGUGAAUCUACUUCUCCGCCUGAUGGUGGAAAUGGAGAGGAACCAUAUGAAAACACACCACUAAAUCACUCAGGUUGUGUCAGAGUAACACCAGUGGCUAAAUCGUCCAAUAACCAGACAAAUAAUCAGACUGAAUUGGCUUUUUUACCUGUUGGAAGUCAUUUUAAGACACAACAGUAUGUGAAUCCAGAUGGUGGAGAACUGGACCCUUCAACACAAAUACAGACAGACACUAAUGUGAAAGAAAAUACCAACACAUGUUCCAUUGAGAACACAAGCCAAACACAGAGAGGAGAGUUGGGUAUCACUAGUACUUCAUUUAUUGGGCCUGUGUGUCGCCCAGAGCCAUCCAUCGAGCAGGAGCUUUGUGAAUUUUACAAAGAGCUUGAGGAAGUUGAUAAGGUUGACGUCAGUGCAGAAACCAAAACGUUUGAACAGCAUGGCCUCCAUCCUUCCAGCAAGCCCGAAAGCGAUCAACCAAACAGUACAGACAUUCCUGUUGUCGUAACUGAUCACGGCAGAGCCUACAGACCUUACCCAGAUCCACAUGAACGCAACCAAAAAGAUCCACAAAGAUGGAGGCCUCGCUUACAAUGUAAUAUGGAGGACUUUGGUAGAGGAGGAUAUCCAGAGCCAUGGUAUCCUCCUCCACCAUGGCUUCCUCCAGACCCAAGGGUGCACUUCUUCCCUCCCCCAACCUCUGAGGGUGCUAUCAUAUAUCCUCCAGACAUGAGAUCUCAGGAGAACGUCUUCCACAGUUUUCAUGCCAACAACAACAGCUGGGGCCCAUGGGAAGGACCACCAUUACCUUCAAACAGGUGGAGUGAACAAAACAGGCUUUUCCAGUCACAUGAGCAUCCUGGAUUCUCUGAGGAAUGUCAACCAUCUUCAACACACUGGCAGCAGCACUAUCAUGAAAGAGACCAAUAUCAGCAUUAUGAUAACACUGCUUUGGUACUCAUUUUGUUGAGGGGAGUCCCAGGAUCUGGAAAAUCCACUUUGGCCAGAGAGCUCAUGUCCACUGGUCCCAAUGGAGUAAUACUGAGCACAGAUGACUACUUUUUCCAAGACAACGGAUAUGAAUUUGAUUCGGCUCUGCUUGGUGAUGCGCACGACUGGAACCAGAAGAGAGCCGAGCAGGCGAUGUUGGAGGGCCGCUCUCCCGUUAUCAUCGACAACACUAAUGUUAAAGCCUGGGAAAUGAAGCCUUAUGUUCAAAUGGCUUUAGACAACGGAUACAGAGUGGACUUUCUUGAGCCAGAUACCCUCUGGAAAUGUGAUCCUGCCCAGUUAGAAAAGAGGAACAAGCACGGAGUCCCUCGAGAAACAAUAGCAAAGAUGCUGGAUGGUUUCGAGCGGCCGAUGAAUGUUGACAUUGUGAUGAAUUCUGUGGUGCCUCUGCAUAAAAAGAAAGAACGUUAACAGAGAACCGAUGACAUUUAGCUGUUCUUCAAAUAGAAAUAUUAUCAUGUUAUCAUUCUGAAUGAUAGUGGUCAUAUAUAUAUAUAUAUAUAUAUAUAUAUA